Messenger RNA from Pseudocercospora fijiensis CIRAD86, 1263 nucleotides. RefSeq lists its product as uncharacterized. The record is from RefSeq and is a predicted model, not a curated record. Gene Ontology annotation, molecular function: actin filament binding. Lineage: Eukaryota; Fungi; Ascomycota; Dothideomycetes; Mycosphaerellales; Mycosphaerellaceae. Gene Ontology annotation, biological process: Arp2/3 complex-mediated actin nucleation. Bases 46 to 1152 code for a protein of 368 amino acids. Gene Ontology annotation, cellular component: actin cytoskeleton; Arp2/3 protein complex. The transcript has a single exon.
CAACAGUGACCAUACGACAGUAGAGAGAACUCCCCUCCUGUCGCAAUGGCCGCACCGCAAGUACAUCACCUUUUCCACGCACCAAUCUCCGACCACUCCUUCUCCGCCGACCGACGCACGCUGGCCGUGACCCGCGAUAAUAAUGUGGAACUGUAUGGAGCAAGCGGAAACAAGUUCUCCCUCCAAGAUGAGCUUCGUGGACACGACAAGCUCGUCACAGGUGUAGAUAUUGCGCCCAACAGCGGUCGCAUUGUCACAUGCUCCCAGGACAGAAAUGCAUAUGUCUGGGAGCCCAGCAAGACUGGGGAGUGGAAGCCAACAUUGGUUCUGCUGCGAAUCAAUCGAGCCGCAACGUGCGUUCGCUGGAGCCCGAACGAGAGCAAGUUCGCUGUGGGGAGUGGUGCCAGAAUCAUUGCUGUCUGCUAUUUUGAAGAGGAGAAUGAUUGGUGGGUUAGCAAGCACUUGAAGAAGCCUCUUCGAUCAACAGUCACUUCGGUGGCAUGGCAUCCGAAUAGCGUAUUGCUUGCUUCAGGAAGCACCGAUGGGCAUGCCCGUGUGCUUUCAUCUUUCAUCAAGGGCACCGAUGAGAGGCCAGAGCCAUCUGCGUGGGGCGAGCGACUGCCAUUCAACACUGUCUGCGGCGAAUUUCUCAACUCCACAGCAGGAUGGGUUCAUUCUGUUGCGUUCAGCCCGAGUGGAAACUCCCUAGCAUUUGCAGCACACGACAGCAGCAUCACGGUCGUCUAUCCUUCCGCCCCGGAACAACCACCUCAAGCAGUCAUCAGCAUCUCUACUCAGCUGCUACCAUUCGCUGACCUUCUCUGGAUCUCGGAGUCUGAGAUUGUAUGCGCUGGUUAUGAUUGUGAAGUCUACAAAUUCUCUGGAUCUGCUUCUGGUUGGGAGCUUGCCGGAUCUCUAGAGAAAGGCAGCGCAGGAGCUGGUGCAGGAGCGGUCAGGGAGGAAAGCGCGCUGAACAUGUUCCGCAGCAUGGAUUUGAAAGGCCGUAGUGGUGGUGUUGAUGACACAAAGCUGAGGACCGUCCAUCAGAACACGAUCAACAGGGUUAGGGCUUACCAAGGCGGAGGGAGUGGACGAGUGUCGCAGAUUAGUACUGCUGGUGUCGACGGACGCGUUGUGGUAUGGAGUCUCUAGUCAAUCAGUCAUCACUGAUGGCCCGCAUAAACCCUGUGGGCUGGAUAGACCUCAUACCGGGUUUGAAUGGAUAGUGCAACGCUCAAAUACAAUCUUCAACUUCUUUAUUCC